Molecule: messenger RNA, 2082 nt
Organism: Penicillium odoratum
Lineage: Eukaryota; Fungi; Ascomycota; Eurotiomycetes; Eurotiales; Aspergillaceae
Product: fungal specific transcription factor domain-containing protein
Exons: 8
Coding region: 1-2082 (693 amino acids)
Biological process (GO): DNA-templated transcription; positive regulation of transcription by RNA polymerase II
Cellular component (GO): nucleus
Molecular function (GO): sequence-specific DNA binding; zinc ion binding
Source: RefSeq, a predicted model, not a curated record
AUGUGUGCGAUGCCGGGGUAUGAAAGUGAAGUGCUCGGGCUCAGAACCCUGUACAAGAUGCGUGCGCAAGAAGUUACAAUGCCAUUUCCCAGAAGAGGACGUGCGUAUCUCAAUAUCGGAAAGAAUUCGUCGCUAAUUCAUUAUUUUAGAUACUUGAGACAAUUGGAAGAGCAGAUAUCAAACAACGGUAGAAGCAUACUACGCUCUGAAUCUGCUAGAAGCCCUUCUGGUAGGGGCAGGAAUGAACAUGGCGUGUCAACUCCUAGCCAGACUUUACUGUUAGAAAAUCAACGAUGGGGUGAUAUCAGUUACGGAAUUCAAUCCAACCUUCGCUCGACGCAGGCUUUGCCCUCAAGGAAUGUUGACAGUGAUCCCGACAUGGAACAGGAUGACAAUCGGUCACGAUUUUCCAAGAAUCCUCUCGUGGACCAGAAUCCCCAAUUCGCAAGAACUCCAGAUGGCCGAUUCUGGUAUAUGGGUCCCACCUCAUCGUGGUCAUUCUGUCGCCGUGUCCUAGCCCUUAUUGGAAGGCGGGUCCCAGAGUCAAACUGUCCUCCAGAUCCAUGGCAUCUGGAUGGUAUGGCAUUCAAGCUCCAAUGGCGUCCAACGUCCCAGGAUGAAAUACCUGAUGUUUCGAAUCUGCCUCCCCUCGACUAUGCGCUCUUCCUCUUCAACACAGUCAAAUUCUACUUCGGGUUUCUCUCUUUUAUGAUUGAUGAAGAACUGUAUCUUCGCGACCUCCAUGAGUUCUAUAAGGAUCCAGCUGCCAAGGCAUUGGAAUCAAGAUACUGGUACGCGCAGUAUCUUCUGGUGCUUGCGUUUGGGAAAGCAUUCCUCACACCCAAGAGCCCCUCGGGGCCACCGCCUGGCCAUCAAUAUGCUGCAAGGGCUAUGGCACUUCUACCUGACUUAUCAGGAAUGCACAAAGAUACAUUGACAUGCAUUCAGGCCAUGAGUUUAGGUGCAGUAUACCUGCAGUCUAUUGAUAUGAGGCGGGCAGCAUUUCAGCACAUUGGACACGCACUGCGUGGGUGCAUCAUUGAGGGCAUCCAUAGGCAUGUUCCUGAAGAGUUUGGUGGACCUGAGCUUUCCAGACGAUGCAGGACUAUCUUUUGGGUGGUAUAUAUGCUUGAUCGGGAGUUUGCCGCACUGAUAGGGGCACCGAGCUCAAUAAGAGACGAGGAUAUCACUGUUCUGCUGCCUGCGGAGGUUGAAAGCUCGGUGGAGGAUAUUAACUUGACGUUACACGUCCGUCUUUCCAGAUUGAUCGCUCAAAUCCUGACGACUGUUUACAAUCCCGGAGAUGAGCUUAAUGGGUCCCUCAUUCGAAAUACACAAUCGAUUUUACACAGCAUGGCAGAGCUUUCCCAUGACCUGACUGCCUUUCUGAACACACAUUUCCACGGUCUUAUUGGUCGAGCGUCAAAAAUGGCAAUCCGAUUAAUGUUAGCCCAUCAUCAUUGCAUCGUUCUCACGACAAGACCGCUGGUAAUGUGUGCUUUGCAUAUGCAUAUCGAUCGCACAAAUAUACAAACAUCGCAGACAAUCUCCCUCGCACCUCCGGUGUCCUCCCUUCUUCAGUGUUGUGCAGAUUCUGCUCAGACUAUUUUGCAGACUCUGCAAACCUUAGCUGAUGAUGAUCUGAUGGACGCAUUCCUACCAUUCCAAGUUGAAGACGCCUCUUCAUCUGCUUUCGUUCUCUACCUUAUCCGUGCAAUUGCCCCUUCGCUCAUCCCGGAUAGCACAUGGUGCGAUAACCUCGAGUGCGUUAUGGAUAAACUCAUUGCAAAGGGAAACCUUGCUGCACCAUUACGGAGACGUGAACUUAGUCAAUUGGAGCAAAUACUUGCCCCCUUGACUCCAAGACCUCAAAAUAGUCCAUUACCGCCCGUUCACUCGAAUGCUGGACAGGAGCAAGAAGAAACUUAUGCGAUGGAUCAGGUAGAUGUUGAUGAUGAAUUUGAGUGGGACUUGUUAGGUCUCAAUCCUUCAGUCAGCCUCCCACCAGCAGAACUUCUUGAUCUUGCCGAUCAAUUGGACAUGGAGAGUAUCAUGCAGUCAGUCGGCGCUUGUGUGAACUGA